UGUUCUCACCAGCCUGGGUGCAAACACAAUGCUCAGAAGCUGGGGCAGCUACCUUGAAACUCAGAGAUGAAAGCCACAUGUUAAGCAUGGCAGAGAUGUUGUAACAACUACCCACCUUUGAACUACUAUCAAGUUCUAGGCGACCUACUUCCGGGAGUGCAGAGAAGAGCUGGGAAAUGUCAGCAACAACACACUCAGAGGAAAAGGGAUUGCCCUUUCCUGAGAGACUGCCAUGGUUUUUCAUGAUGCCAUCCAUUCAUCAUUGUGAGCUGACCGGCCAACCCAGGCUUGGCCAGCUGCUCAAGAUCGGAAGGGGAGAGAGACCCCAGGACAAAUGUGUAAAAGGCCCCUGAGCACGAGCAGACAUGUUGACAUCAAUUCCACAUAGAAAGACUUGGAAAUCAAAGAAGACAGUAAAAGCCACAAAGUCUUAUCCAACCUUCCCUUCCCUGAAUGCCUGGGAAGAAUUCAGGGGCCUCCUGCCUGUGGAUGCGGAACCAAACUCCGGAGUGGGUCUAGGUGUGGAGAAGGGACUGCUCUGCCAGAUGGUUCAUUCUCCAGAAUUCAACCUAUUUCCUGACUCAGUGGUGUUUGAAAGCAACUUUGUCCAGGUCAAGAGGGGCAGAAACUGGAUAAAGAUCUACAAAGCCUCCAACACCAUGGCCCUUGGGGUGACCUCCUCCGUGCCCUGCCUACCCCUUCCCAACAUCCUCCUCAUGGCCAGAGUCAGAUGGCAUCAGGGGCAGAGCCAGACAUGGAAGAGACCAGCUAUAGCUCCAAACAUCAUCCUGAAGAGGAUUCUCCCAUUGAAGUUUGUGGAGCUCCAGGUCUGUGACCACCUCCAACGUAUCCUGCGGUUGAGGACAGUCACUGAGAAGAUCUACUUCCUAAAGCUCCACCCAGACCACCCUCAGACUGUCUUCCACUUCUGGAUCAGACUGGUGCAAAUUCUGAAGGAGGGCCUAUCCAUCACCACCAAGGAUCCUAGGAUUCUUGUCACCCACUGCCUGGUACCCAAGAACAACUGCAGCUUGUCUGAAGACUCUAAGCUGGUGAAGAAGAAACUCCAAGCCUCCCAACGCAGCGAGAGCCUCAUGCAGCUGAUGGCCAAGGGGGAGAGUGAGGCCCUCUCUCAGAUCUUUGACGACCUGCACCAGCAGAAACGCUUCAGGAGCAACAAAAAGAUGAAGAUGAACAAGGCCUGCUCAGAUCCUCCCUGGAGAGAUGACGUUCCUUGUACCCAUGACUUCAGCUGGAGAGAGUCACUCGCUUAUGGAGAGUGGGAAAGAGAAAACCCCUCCGUGCCGCAGCCCCUGUCACUGCUCAGCACUCUGGCGGCCUCCACCAGGCCAAGGCUGGCGCUACCCGUAGGCACAGAAAGAUGAGUUCUCAAGACAGCCGAGACGGAGACGGAGAAAGGAAAGCAAGGGAAACAAGACUGGAAGAGGCAGAAGACAGCAAAAUGAAGGUGGCAGGAGGGAGUCAGAGAAGAGGACAUACAAAAGGAAGUGGUAAUAGAAGGAAGCAGAGACUUGGGAGAAGAAGUACAUCCCUGAGGGAUGCUUCACCAAGGUUCUGUUUAUCUAAUUUAACACUUGAAAGU
This is a messenger RNA of Fukomys damarensis (Damara mole-rat), 1603 nucleotides long. RefSeq names its product family with sequence similarity 71 member F1 (gene Garin1b). Gene Ontology annotation, cellular component: nucleus. The record is from RefSeq and is a predicted model, not a curated record. Bases 366 to 1385 code for a protein of 339 amino acids. The transcript is spliced from 9 exons. NCBI's taxonomy places the organism in Eukaryota, Metazoa, Chordata, Mammalia, Rodentia, Bathyergidae.